Limanda limanda (common dab) is the source of this 1602-nucleotide messenger RNA. Its product is annotated as GPI mannosyltransferase 3-like. The record is from RefSeq and is a predicted model, not a curated record. Gene Ontology annotation, cellular component: endoplasmic reticulum membrane. NCBI's taxonomy places the organism in Eukaryota, Metazoa, Chordata, Actinopteri, Pleuronectiformes, Pleuronectidae. Gene Ontology annotation, biological process: GPI anchor biosynthetic process. Gene Ontology annotation, molecular function: alpha-1,2-mannosyltransferase activity.
AUGGAGAACAUCAUAACACGUUUGAGUUUCGCCAACAAAGUGGAAGAUGUGAACCUGCAAAAGAGAAAAUCUCAGCUGUACUUGAAGGAAGAAUGUCCACUGAACAACGGUGAACUGAGAGCCAAAGUUGCUGCGUUUUGUGUUGCGUUCAGACUCAUCAACUGCUUCCUGGUUCAGACCAGCUUCGUCCCUGAUGAGUACUGGCAGUCUCUGGAGGUUUCCCAUCGUAUGGUCUUCAAUUACGGGUAUCUCACGUGGGAAUGGAAGGAAGGAAUAAGAGGAUUCUCCUAUCCCCUCAUCUUUGCUUUCAUAUACAAGAUAUUACUCUUCUUUAACCUCGACUCAGUCAACCCCUUGAAAUGGCUUCCACGAAUAAUUCAAGCGCUCCUGGCGGCGUUUGCUGAUGUAAAAUUCUUCUUCCUCGUCCGAACACUAGAAAGUUGCGACGUUGCAAAAUGGAUGUUUUUCUGCCACCUGUGCUCGUGGUUUACCUGGUUCUGCUGCACCAGGACUCUGACCAACAGCAUGGAGACCCUCACCUGUUUGGCUCUCUGUUACUACCCCCUGUCCGGGUCCAAAACACACAGCAGCAAAAAAUAUUUGACCCUAGUUUCCUUGGCCUUCAUUUUUCGUCCGACGGCAGUGAUUGUCUGGUUUCCGCUGCUGGUGUACCAUGUCUGGCAGGAAAAUAACAAAUCUAGACUUAUCACUCAUGACUACAUUCCCAUUGGGGCCAUGUCUAUUGUGAUUUCAACAUUGAUUGACUAUAUAUUCUAUGAAAAGUGGACCAUGGUGCAGUUCAACUUCCUUAAGUUUAACAUAUUUCACGGUCUGGCUGAUUUCUACGGCUCUCACCCCUGGCAGUGGUACCUGACUCAGGGGUUUCCCGUUGUCCUCGGCCCUCAUCUUCCCCUCUUUCUUCACGGAUGGACCCUAGCUUUCAAAAGAUACAAAGUCCUGUUGGCAGCAGUAGUCUGGACUGUUGUGGUUUACAGUUUGCUUCCUCACAAGGAGUUCAGAUUCAUUUAUCCUGUGCUGCCCUUCUGUAUGAUCUUCUGUGGGAUAUCUUUGGCCAAUUUGAAAUCAUGGCGUCAAGCUGCAGCGUUUGCCUUGUUAGUGACCAACUUAGUUCUAGCUCUUUACACAGGCCUCAUCCACCAAAGAGGAGCUCUGGAUGUCAUGAGCCACCUCCAGACGCUUUGUGACGCCGGCAGCAUGUCGUCGCCUCCGCAGCCAGAAGUCCUCUUCCUCAUGCCCUGUCACUCCACACCUUACUACAGCCACGUCCACUGCCCCAUAAACAUGAGGUUUCUCGAGUGUCCUCCGGAUCUCAGAGAGAACAGUUAUGUCGAUGAAGCAGACAGAUUCUACGACGGCCCUCUUCUCUGGCAGAGGACGUAAUUUCCACACAAAUCUUCUAUGCCCACCCACUUGGUUUUAUUUGACGUUUUGGAAAAGGAAAUCUCCAUGUUUUUAAAAGGGAACAACUUUGUGAGGACGAAAGAAAUAUUUCACACUCAGUUUCCUGAGGGAAGAGUUGGAGGUAGCAUCUUUAUUUAUCAAAGGCACUCACAAACAAUGCAACAAUGGAAAUUCCUUUAA